CUUCCAGGUUCCCGAUCAUUCAUCCAUCUUCUAUCUAUCUAUCCUCUCUCUGCAUUCUAUUCUUCCUCAGACCGCCGGCCGGCCAACUUUUCUUUUCACAUCGCCUUACACCUCCCACCCAAACCGCUCAAUAAAUUAACGAACCUUCAUCCCACCCACCUCCAACAACAAUGCAGCUCUCUCUCACCGCCAUCGUCCUCGGCCUCGCAGCCCUUGCUUCGGCCAUGCCCCAGGAUGAGCGCGCCGUCAUGGCCCGCCAAAACGCCAACCGGCCCGUGCCGAGCGGGACCUGCUGCGUGGCCAACACCAGCCUGAAGCAAGACGCGUGCACCGCCGCCAACGGCCAGGCCGGCCGCUGUGUUCCCGGCGGCAACAACUGCGGCGGCGCCCUCAGCUGCGUGCAGCAGAGCAACCUGGUGUGCAACAAUGUGGUGGAGCGUGGGAAGUCGCUGUGCCGGGCCAAGGCACCGGGCGGUGGUCUUUUUGAUGGGGCGAGGAUCAUCCAGUCGUUGGGGCAGGCGAAGGUUAACUAAGGGGAUUCAUGGGGCUUGGGAGGUGUGAGACUACUAGUACGACGUUUAGACCUGUGAGACGGAUAGGAUAGAAAUAGAAGUGGAUGAUGCGGCGGC
Messenger RNA from Chaetomium strumarium, 629 nucleotides. RefSeq lists its product as uncharacterized. Bases 171 to 533 code for a protein of 120 amino acids. Lineage: Eukaryota; Fungi; Ascomycota; Sordariomycetes; Sordariales; Chaetomiaceae. The transcript is spliced from 2 exons. The record is from RefSeq and is a predicted model, not a curated record.